Molecule: messenger RNA, 3555 nt
Organism: Nanorana parkeri
Lineage: Eukaryota; Metazoa; Chordata; Amphibia; Anura; Dicroglossidae
Gene: ITGA8
Product: integrin subunit alpha 8
Exons: 30
Coding region: 1-3141 (1046 amino acids)
Biological process (GO): integrin-mediated signaling pathway; cell-matrix adhesion; cell-cell adhesion
Cellular component (GO): integrin complex; external side of plasma membrane
Molecular function (GO): integrin binding
Source: RefSeq, a predicted model, not a curated record
AUGCUGCCCGGGAUCCCGGCUCUACUGCUCACCCUGAGCACCCUGUGCCCCGUACUCCGUGCCUUCAACCUGGACACCGACCGGGUCACCGUCUACACCGGGCCACCGGGCAGCUACUUCGGGUACUCGGUGGAUUUCUAUAUUCCGGACCCCACAACGGCAAGUGUUCUGAUCGGAGCUCCCAAAGCCAAUACCAGCCAACCAGAGAUUGUAGAAGGAGGUGCUGUCUAUAACUGCCCAUUCCCGAAGAAAGGGACGACCGAAUGCAAGCGCAUUCCAUUUGAUCUUACUAGCAACAGGCACAGCAGGCUGAAUGGAACCAAACAGGCCCUCGAAUUCAAGUCAAAACAAUGGUUUGGGGCAAUGGUCAGGUCUCACAAGGAAAAAGUUGUGGCCUGUGCACCUUUAUACCACUGGAGAAGCGUAAAAGAAGCCAGUGAACGGGACCCGGUGGGGACAUGCUACAUUGCUAUUCAGAAUUUCAGCUCAUAUGCAGAAUACUCUCCUUGUCGCAACCAUAACGCUGACCCUGCGGGACAAGGUUACUGCCAGGCAGGAUUCAGUCUGGAUUUUUACAAGAAUGGAGACCUCGCUUUGGGAGGACCCGGCAGCUAUUACUGGCAAGGACAGGUCUUCAGUGUCAGCAUUGCCGAAAUCAUUAAGGGGUAUUCCUUCAGGGCCAUCUUGCGGGAAGUGGCUGGAGAGAGAAGGACCAAAGUUGCUGACUCCAACUAUGACGACAGCUAUCUAGGAUACUCGGUGGCUGUUGGAGAAUUUACUGAUGAUUCUGAACAAGAGUUGGUGGCUGGAGUACCAAGAGGGAGCCAAAAUUUUGGAUACGUCUCCAUCAUUGACUCUAACCAGAUGAUCUACAUUUACAAUUUCACAGGUGAACAGAUGGCUUCGUACUUCGGAUAUACAGUUGCCGUGUCAGAUGUAAACAGUGACGGACUGGAUGAUGUCCUGGUGGGGGCGCCGCUCUUCAUGGACCGUGAAUUUGAGAGUAAUCCAAAGGAAGUGGGCCAAGUCUACCUCUACUUGCAGAAAAGUCCUCUCGUUUUUAAAGAUGCCCAAGUGCUGAAAGGGACUGAAGUGUUUGGAAGAUUUGGCAGUUCUAUUGCAAAUCUAGGGGAUUUAAAUCAAGACGGAUAUAACGAUGUUGCGAUCGGCUCUCCAUUUGGAGGGGAAGAUAGAAAGGGGAGAGUAUUUAUUUACAACGGGAACAGAAAUGGAUUGAACAAGGACCCUUCCCAGGUGCUGGAGGGGUCCUGGGCCUCUGGCACCCAGCCAGCUGGAUUCGGCUUCACCCUGAGAGGGGAUUCAGACAUAGACAAAAAUGAUUAUCCAGAUCUUAUUGUUGGAGCCUUUGGUGUAGAAAAAGUGGCAGUUUACAGGGCCCGACCUGUAGUUACAGUGGAUGCUCAGCUUCUCCUCAACCCUACGAUUCUAAAUCCUGAGAGCAAAAGCUGUCCGCUCCCCCACUCUGACACCUUGGUGACUUGUUUCACUGUGAGCGUCUGUGUAAAAGUGUCAGGACAAGGCAUUCCACAUAAUAUAGUCCUGAAUGCUGAUCUUGAGUUGGACUGGUUGAAACAGAAAGGAGCUGUGAAGAGGACACUGUUUCUUGACAGUGGCAUUGCGCAGAACACCUUUGAUGUGGUAGUGGGACGGGAAAAGGAGACGCAGUGCAAAAACUUUCUUGUUUAUCUAAGAGAAGAAACUGAAUUUCGCGACAAACUCACUCCUAUCACUGUCAACUUGAAUUACAGUUUGGAUGAAUCUGCCUACUUAAAUGAGCAGGAAUUAAAACCCAUAUUAAAUCAAUUUAGGGAGCCACGGUUGCAGGAACAGGCACACAUUCUCGUAGAUUGUGGAGAUGACAAUAUGUGCAAUCCUGACCUGAAACUUUCAGCCCAGUCGGAUAGGAAACAGCUAAUCAUAGGAGGGGAAAACCACAUCCUUUUAACCAUAAACGCACGGAAUGAUGGCGAAGGGGCUUACGAGGCCGAACUCCAUGUCAAUGUACCUGUGGCGGCAGAUUACAUAGGCAUCGAGCGACACAUGGAGGGUCUGCGGCAGCUUAACUGCGAGUACAAAAUGGAAAAUGAAUCUCGGAUGGUAGUAUGUGACCUUGGAAACCCCAUGGUGGCCCUAACCAACCUCUCACUCGGCCUCAGAUUUAAUGUCCAGAGGUUAGAAAAUGCAGGCAGCAUCAGCUUUGAUCUACACGUGAAAAGUUCCAAUAAGGACAAUCCCAACAGUAACUUUGUUAGUCUAGAAAUCCUUAUAACCGCCAUGGCCCAGGUAGAGAUACGAGGUGUGUCUAAUCCUUCUCACAUCAUCCUGCCCAUUGCCAACUGGGAAUCCAAACAAAAGCCAACCGAGGAAAGUGAAAUUGGGCCACUGGUACAGCACAUCUAUGAGCUUCACAAUAUAGGACCAAGUGCAGUCGGCGAGACACACCUUAGCGUGGGAUGGCCUUCACAGAGCCGAGAAGAAUUUCUACUUUAUGUUUUUAAAAUUGAUACAGAAGGACCAAUAACAUGUCACCCAAGUAGUGCCAUUAACUCCUUAGACAUACAGCCGAGUGAAGCAGAAGCAACUCCGGGAUUAACGGCUUAUUUGCGUAACUCAAGCGUAUCUCAAGCAAGGAGUCGCAGAGACGUGGCUGUGGCUGAGCCCCUCAGGCACAUCCCCAUCCCAACUAAACUGCUGACGUGCAGUAAUGUGAAAUGUUUAACCAUCUCCUGUAACGUUUGGCGUCUAAAUAGCAGUGAGAGUGCCGUUAUAAAGAUCAAAUCAAGGCUCUGGGCAGAAACAUUUUUACAGAGGAAGAAUGAUCAUUACUCUCUGAUGGCAAAUGUAUCAUUUGAAGUCAAGAAUAUGCCAUACAACAUUCAACCGGCAAAGCUCCCUGCAGCCAGCAUAGCGAUUAAGACAUCAGUGAUUUGGGCCACUCCGAAUGUCUCAUUCGCCAUACCUCUGUGGGUCAUCAUACUUGCCAUAUUGCUUGGAUUACUGGUUCUAGCCAUACUUACGCUCGUCAUGUGGCAGUGCGGAUUUUUCGACCGGGCCAGACCACCGCAAGAAGACUUAAUGGAUGACACAGAGAAGUUAACAAACAAGGCUUCUGAAGCAUGAACUGACACAUUCUUUCAGACUGCAAUAUGGAAAGUUAUUUUUCUACCAAAAAGAUGCCUUCUUGAAUGUACAGCGUCAUUCAGAUGCUGAGUUGGUUCCGAGUGGUGCUGAACCAACCCAAUGAAAAGAUCUCAGAAAAGGUUUCACGUGGAUGUUACCAGGUUCUAAGCAGUUGUGCUGGAACACAAAAGAUGAAAACUUUACAGUCUUGCAGUGAAACUGAGGUCUCAUGAACAAGUAACUGAAGGCAGUGCCUAUAUUACUGUGGGAUUGUACAGGACUACAACCAAACCUAAAACCACUACUGUUCUGUGGACAAUACAGGAUUGACUCUGUGUGGGAACAGAACACAAUUGCAUCACUGAGAAGGAUGCAAAACAUUGAGUGACUGCAUAUAUAAAAGUGUCUUAAAGA